Elaeis guineensis (African oil palm) is the source of this 1988-nucleotide messenger RNA. RefSeq names its product membrane-anchored ubiquitin-fold protein 1. The record is from RefSeq and is a predicted model, not a curated record. Gene Ontology annotation, molecular function: protein binding. Lineage: Eukaryota; Viridiplantae; Streptophyta; Magnoliopsida; Arecales; Arecaceae.
AACAGUAGUCUUUGUUCAAUUCCAGGGACAAUGUCAAAUGUCAGAGCCAACCACAAUAAUUUUCAAAUUUGUUUGAAAACAUAAGUUUCAUGCCUGGAAGUUGGCAAAAGAUCCCUUUGAUUUGUAGGGAAUUCCAAAGUAGACAAAACUUAUAUAAAAAUCAAUAAAAAACAAUAUUGCAAUUAAAAUAGAAUAGAAGGGAAGGAGGAUGGGAAGGGAAGGUGAUAGAAUAAGGAAACAUCCAAUGGUUUUAUCUAUUUUCCGUGGUCUUAGGAGGUGACAGAUUGGCUGGAGAGCCGGAGAGGAGAAUGAGAUGGAGAUAGGCGGCGGAUUCAUUUGACCACUGAUUUCGGUGAUUUCGAUCAUUCCUCUCGUUUUAUCUCUCUCUCUCUCUGCGCGGCGGAUUCUAUUCAAUCUGCUGUGGCCCUCGGUUUCUGCAUCCGGUUCGGGGAACUCGGAUCAGUACCUGCCUUCUACUUCGUUGCCUAUUUUAUUUCUGAUUUUUGCGGUUUUGGGAACGCCUAGUUCGAGAUUUGGGUUGUUUGGGCGGAGUUUGAAGGGAAUACAAGCGUUGUUCGGUGCUUUGGAGGAGACCUAGAUCGAGAUUUGGGUGAUUCUGGAAUAAAGUUGAGAUUUUUAAGGGUUUUUUUCGUGUUCGGAAGAAGACCCAGAUCGGGAUUUGGCUGAGUCCUUCUGUGAUCCUUGGAGAUGUCUGGAGUGCAAGAGCCUCUUGAGAUUAAGUUUAGAUUGUUUGACGGAUCUGACAUCGGUCCCAAGAAGUAUGCUCCUGCUACAAGUGUUGCCACCCUCAAAGAAAGCAUCAUUGCUCAGUGGCCAAAAGUGCUGCUGAUUCAGAACUCUUCAACAAAAUGGUGUCUAAUGACAGGGAAGGAGAAUGGUCCAAGAACUGUGAACGAUCUUAAGCUGAUUAAUGCAGGGAAAAUAUUAGAGAACAAUAGAACUUUAGCCGACUGCAGAAGCCCAAUGUAUGAAUUUUCUGGAGUUACAACCAUGCAUGUUGUUGUUCGCCCCCCUUCUUCUGAAAGAGGGACUGAGAAGAAGGUAUUGAGCAAGCCAAAAGAGAACAAAUGUGGUUGCAGUAUCUUGUAAUAUGCUCUUUCCAGAAAGGUACAGGAAGAUCAGCUGGUUGCUUCGCUCAAUUAUCUUGUCUUGUUUCUUUGGUUCAUGGGAUUACCAACACCGAUGGAAGUUUCUCCGCAUUGAAUGUGGUGUUGGAUCUGGCACAACAUAGACUCCAAAGUGGCUCAAGUCUCAUAUAAGCAUAAGCAUUGAUAGGACAUUCAAAGAUUUCAAAAUUUUGAUCCAAUUUAGAUCUUUGUGCGAGUGGUGGUCUUUUUGAUAAAUUGUUGUUAUUAUGUACAUUUCAUAGUAAUCAAUUGCUUACAUCCCCAGACUGUAUACAUUUCUUCUGCCUUUUUCUUUUCACUUCAAUUUCAGGCAGCAUAUCUAUGAUUAAUAGCAAUUGGAGUUCUGGAGCAAAAGUAAUGUUUUGCAUAAGAUAUUAAUGAUGAAUCAUGAAUUGUCCCUAUAUCAUGCCUCAGCAAAGCUGCUACAAAGAUUUCCUCCCCUUUCCCCUUGCAGAAUCCAUUCCAGUAAAGUUUCAUACUGAUUAGCUCGUCUUGCACGGUUGAACACAAACAAUCAAUUUGAGAUUAAUCUCCAUGCUUUCAGAGCCCCAUUUAUUUGUGUUUUUUAUGCCCUGUCAUCGGAAGCGACCGAAUACUAAGAAAGCCUUGUGAAAUUCUAAAUCCUGAAACCAAGGUAGUGUUCUAUAAAUAAACCUUGAAAGAUCUUGUGAUUGAUGAAUACGAAAAUAUGAUGUAAGAUAUACUGCACUCUUUAUUUUAGGGUUUAAGAAAAGAACUAAAAGAAAACCACUAAUUGCAUCACAUUCAUCUGGUUUUUGGUAUAACUAUUAAGAGAUUUUACUAACAAAAUAAUCUAAAAUAACAAUAAAGACUGGGUUA